AAAAUUAGAAGCCAGCGAGCGGGCUUUGCGUGGCAAGGAGGCUGCCGCUCCUGGAUGGGUGCAAAGCGCCGUCACUCUCGCCCAAGGAGGCGGCGCCUCUAUUCCGUCAGCGCCUCUCUCGCCUACCCGAGCGAGGAAAGAGGACGCGGGAGGCAGACGGACGAGGAAAGUCGGAGCGGGGACACAGCGGGGCAGCAGAAGUCAGCCGCGGACCUCGUCCAGCAGCGAGAGGGAGGAGAAGCAGCAGCAGCCCCAGCCAAGCGGCGGGGAAGUUGCAUGAGCGACCCCUGAGCGAGCGCUGUGCCCGAACCCCCUGCUCGCUCUCCCCGCAGCGUCUCUCGUGCGCGCUGGGGACCGAGGAGGGGAGGCCGCCUCACUUGGGACCCGAGAAGGCGGAGGCGUCCUUGGAGGAAGGGGGGCAGCGGCUGCCAUGAAGGCCAGCGGGGAUCAGAAACGGGACGAGGCGGCCGCCAGCCCGGGCGACCCCUGGAAGGAGUGCAUGGAGGUGGCGGUGCAGCUGGCGCUCCGGGCGGGACAGAUUAUUAGCAAAGCUCUCACUGAGGAAAAACAGGUGUCUACCAAAACUUCUGCAGCAGAUCUUGUGACAGAAACAGAUCACUUUGUGGAAAACUUAAUUGUUUCUGCUCUGAAAGAAAAAUUUCCCUCUCACAGGUUUAUUGCUGAAGAAGCUACCGCUGCUGGUUCAAAGUGCAUUCUCUGUGACAGCCCUACCUGGAUUAUUGAUCCUGUUGAUGGCACCUGUAAUUUUGUACAUAGGUUUCCGACUGUGGCCGUCAGCAUUGGAUUUGCUGUUAAUCAAGAGCUUGAAUUUGGUGUAAUUUAUCACUGCACGGAAGAACGAUUAUACACUGGUAGAAGAGGUCAAGGGGCAUUUUGUAAUGACAAAAGGCUUCAGGUAUCAAAAGUGACAGAUAUCUCAAAGGCCUUGAUUUUAACAGAGAUUGGCCCAAAACGAGAUCCUGACACUUUGAAACUAUUUCUCAGCAACAUGGAGCGAUUGCUCAAGGCCCAAGCUCAUGGGGUUCGUGUGAUUGGAAGUUCCACGUUGGCGCUUUGUCUUCUAGCAUCUGGUGCUGCAGAUGCAUAUUACCAGUUUGGCUUGCAUUGUUGGGACUUGGCGGCAGCUACAGUUAUUAUCAGAGAGGCAGGUGGUGUUGUGAUGGAUACUUCAGGUGGACCUCUAGAUCUAAUGUCAUGCCGAGUAGUUGCAGCAGGUACCCAGGAAAUGGCUGCAUUCAUAGCUCAGGAAAUUCAGACUAUUCACUAUAGACGAGAUGAUGAGAAUUGACCGGACUUACAUAUUCCUGGAAACAAGGAAACUUGUCCUUUUGGAACUACAUUGCUUCCUUCAGGAUGGCUUGCUUAUAGGAUAAAUUGUUUAAUUGUAUGUUUCUUAAUACAGUCUAUAUAGCAAAGGUAUUAUGAAAAAAAAUUACUUGCAUUAUAGGAAGGUGAAGGGAAAUUUUUAAUUUUUGUAAGCUUCUUGGCCCCCUUUUAAUGAGAAUUUAUUUCAGCUAUGCUUUUUUUUAAAAAAAUCCCAGGUAUCCCAGAUUGAGUUUGCUUCUUGCCUCCUUUAGGCUGAAGCAGAGGGGAAGCGGGGUUUGUACCACAUUCAAAUAUAAAUAAAACUUUAUUUUUGCA
Messenger RNA from Lacerta agilis (Sand lizard), 1662 nucleotides. RefSeq names its product inositol monophosphatase 2 (gene IMPA2). Gene Ontology annotation, biological process: phosphatidylinositol phosphate biosynthetic process; signal transduction; inositol metabolic process. Bases 431 to 1309 code for a protein of 292 amino acids. The record is from RefSeq and is a predicted model, not a curated record. Gene Ontology annotation, molecular function: inositol monophosphate 1-phosphatase activity. The transcript is spliced from 8 exons. NCBI's taxonomy places the organism in Eukaryota, Metazoa, Chordata, Lepidosauria, Squamata, Lacertidae.